This is a messenger RNA of Vitis vinifera (wine grape), 758 nucleotides long. RefSeq lists its product as uncharacterized. The record is from RefSeq and is a predicted model, not a curated record. Bases 59 to 595 code for a protein of 178 amino acids. Lineage: Eukaryota; Viridiplantae; Streptophyta; Magnoliopsida; Vitales; Vitaceae. The transcript is spliced from 5 exons.
UAACGCCUUUUGAUUUGGUUUGGCUGUAGGGGCGGCUAGUAUCACUGUAUCACCGGCCAUGGACGCCAGCAGUGGAGAUGAAUUCGCGGUGGGUUGCAUCCUCUCCAUCAAAACCUCCCUGGGAGACGAAUUUGAAGGCCAAAUCAUCACCUACGAUCGACCCUCCAACAUCCUCGUCCUUCAAGAGGGUUCGGACUCUGGACCACGCCGGAAUAUAAGGCUGCUAAAGGCUAACUAUAUAAAGGAGUUCUCUUACUUGGGUCAAGCUGAAGACCCUCUUGAUCCCAAGAAGUGCUGUAUUGAUCUUAAUGCACUCCAAGCUAGGGAAGAAGUAGCCAUAAGACAAGCGGAGGCAGAUGCUGAGAGGAUAGGAGUGGGCGUUACUGUUGAGGCCCAGAACAUUUUUGAUGCACUUUCUAAGACACUUCCAGUGCGCUGGGACAAGACUGCCAUAGUUGUGAUGAAUGAAGUCCGUGUCAGUAGUCCGUAUCUCCCUGAAUCUGUUAGUGGAGGAACUCCUGCUGCCAAUGAGCGGGUGAAGAAAGUGCUUGAGUUUGAAAGGAAGAGGUUGCAAGCUCGUGUUGCUGGGCAGUGAUGGUUUCACUUUUCUGUUGUCUUUUUGCUGGGAAAAGGAUCGUAAGGUAAUAGUUAUGAUGAGGGUUCGUUGCUUGUACCCAACCUUACAGAGACAAUCUAAAAGCUUAAUUAAUGAAACAGUUUAGUUUUCAAAUAAUAACCAAGUUGUAGCAAUUCUUUCA